CUAAAAAUUUUUCAAUAAAUCUCAGCCCUCAGUUGUCCUCAGACCCUCAUAAUAUCAGUGAUUUGAAAAUGUUUACAUAAACAACGUUAUUUUCAUAACAAUAAAAAUAAAAACAAAAAUCAUUCAAAAGUUAACUUAAUAAUUAACAAUACUUAAAUAAAAAUAAAAAAAUGUAUUUUUAUUAUUUACCAACAACAAGCUAAGAAGGAAAUGAAUAACUUAUCGUAGCGAUAUGGUAACUAUGAGUUCAGAAAAAUCAGCCAGUCGGCGAAAAUCAACAGACAGUAAUGUUAGUGUUAAUGAGCAAAGGCAGCAAAAUAAUGUCGAAGAUAAAAAUAAUAAAAUUGAAAAUGCGAAAACGAAAGAGGAAACGAAAAUAAAAAUUAGUGAUGGUAAACCAAAAGCUACUGCAACUUGUGCUGAAGAUAGUCCUAAUUAUCUCGUUUACAAAAAGAUGGAAGCAAUAGUAGAAAAAAUGUUGGACGAAACUGACGGCGUACCUGUUAAAACUGUUAAAACUUUUAUGACUAAAAUACCUUCUGUUUUCACCGGGAUCGAUUUAAUUGCUUGGAUAAUUAAAAAUAUGGAAAUUGAUGAACAAGCAUUAAGAAUGGCACAUCUAAUGGCCUCACAUGGCUAUUUAUUUCCUAUUGAUGACCACUGCCUUACUGUAAAAAAUGACAACACAUUUUAUCGAUUUCAAACACCCUAUUUUUGGCCAUCCAAUUGUUGGGAACCUGAGAAUACUGACUACGCUGUAUAUUUAUGUAAACGGACAAUGCAAAAUAAAACACGUUUAGAGUUGGCUGAUUAUGAAGCUGAAAAUUUAGCACGUUUACAAAAAAUGUUUUCACGAAAAUGGGAAUUCAUUUUUAUGCAAGCGGAAGCUCAAAGUAAAGUUGAUAAAAAACGGGAUAAACUUGAACGUAAAAUUUUGGACAGUCAAGAACGCGCUUUUUGGGAUGUACAUCGACCAGUGCCUGGAUGUGUCAAUACUACAGAAUUGGAUAUUAAAAAAGCGUGUCGAAGUAAUAAAACAAUGAAAGCAAGUAAACACUCGCAAAUUGGUGUUGCUGGUGGUAGAAUAUCACCGACGGAUACUAGAGAUCUUAUCAAUCCGUCAAUAGAAACGUUACAAAAGGAAAUUGACAUGUUGAAACAGAAAUUGGAUCGACGUAAUAUCAAAGUUUCUAAGGUUGCCGAGGCACUCAUUGGAUAUUUUGAGCAAUACAUAGAAUACGAUCCAUUAUUUACUCAACCAGAAUUCAACAAUCCCUGGAUUUCUGAUAGUCCAGAAUUAUGGGAGCAAGAUAAAUUAGCGAAAGACAUAUCAGCAAGACGUGUAAAACGUUGGGCAUUUAGUUUAAAAGAGUUACUUCAAGAUCCAUUAGGCCGUGAACAAUUUGUUAAAUUUCUUGACAAAGAAUUCAGCGGUGAAAAUCUAAAGUUUUGGGAAGCUGUACAAAAUUUAAAAACGCUACCACAACGUGAUGUAGAAACGGGAGUAACUGAAAUAUGGAAUGAAUAUCUUGGUCCUGAUGCCAGUUGUCCAAUAAAUGUUGACUCACGUUCUUAUGAGAUGACUAAAAAAAAUUUAGAAAAGUCUGAUCGUUGGUCAUUUGAUAUUGCUGCUGCUCAUGUUUAUCAUUUAAUGAAAAGCGACAGUUACUCGCGAUAUCUACGUUCAGAAAUGUACAAAGACUAUUUAAAUGGAUCAAAGAAAAAAGCUUCUGUAAAAGGAAUCCGGAGUAUCGUUUCAUUUACUGGACGUAAAGAACCAGCCACUGGACCCUAAAUAAAACCUGUAAAAAAUUUUCUAAACUUGAUACUAAUUUUUUUUUAAUUUUAAUAUUUAAAAUUUUUUGGAAUUGAAAAUUAAAAUUCAGCAAUAAUUUUUAUAAGUUUUUUUAUUAUUACAAUUACUAAUUAAUUAAUCGAUUAAUUAAUUAUUUUUUUAAUAAUUAUACUUAAUAUUCAAUGUAUAUAUAAAACUAGGAAUUGAGCAAUUCUGUGUAUAGUUAACAGAUAAACAUAAAAAAAUAAUUAUAAUUAUUACUAUUAAGUAUAUUAUAAUUAAUUGUCUAAAAAUGCAU
Microplitis demolitor is the source of this 2093-nucleotide messenger RNA. It is a transcript of the gene RSG7, whose product is annotated as regulator of G-protein signaling 7. The transcript is spliced from 11 exons. Bases 233 to 1795 code for a protein of 520 amino acids. NCBI's taxonomy places the organism in Eukaryota, Metazoa, Arthropoda, Insecta, Hymenoptera, Braconidae. Gene Ontology annotation, biological process: regulation of G protein-coupled receptor signaling pathway; G protein-coupled receptor signaling pathway; intracellular signal transduction. The record is from RefSeq and is a predicted model, not a curated record.